AUGGAGACGCUACCCCCAUUUUCGAAAACAACCGUACUCGUUAUCGGGGGCGGCCCAACAGGGCUGACUGCCGCGCUUUUGCUCGCACGAUAUGGACUACGUAGUAUUGUCAUUGAGCGCCACUUCACUCGUUCCGGGCAGCCCAAAGCACACGCCAUAAAUCCCCGCUCACUGGAAAUUUUUCGACAGAUUGGCCUCGAUACGGUGCAGCUACGCGGGCUAGGUGUGAAGCCGGAAGAUGGAGAUACCGUGCGAUUUGCCGUUUCAAUGUCUGGCGAAGAACAUGGAACGCUGCCAUAUGAGCGUCAAGGUGAAGAAACUAGAGCGAUCACCCCAGAACCUUUGUUUAAUAUCCCGCAGCCGGUUCUUGAAGAUUUCCUUUGGAAAGCGGUGACUAAGAAUGAGAUGAUCACCAGCUACCGGGGCAUGCAGUGGGACUGUUGUUCUCAGGUUGACGGGACGCGUCUCUCUUCAAAAAUAACAGAUAGAAGCAGGGGGUGUUCAAAGAUUAUAGAGAGUGUAUACAUUCUAGAUUGUGGUGGCGCCAACUCGCGCUCCAGGCAGCCCCUGGAGAUCCCAUUCUCUCCUCUGCCGGAAUACGGACAGACUGAAGUUCACCAUGUGUCGGUCCAUAUACGAGCGGAUUUGACAAGAUUUAACCCAGGUACAUUGUGGUGGAUCUCAUCUAGUCUGGUAGAAGGCACAUUUAUCUGCUAUAAUCGCUCCUCUGACUGGGUCUUUGUGACUUAUUACGACCCAAAGACCACGCCUCGGGAAAAAUUCUCAGAAGAAUACUGCCAUACCAUGAUAGAUAACGCUAUUGGCGAACACGUUCCCUAUGAGAUUCUUUCAAUUACAGUUUGGUCAACGUGGCCGAGAACGGCCGAAUUCUACCAGUCAAAGAAAUUCCCUCGGGCCUUUGUGAUGGGAGAUGCAGCCCAUGCCUUCCCGCCCACUGGGGGACUGGGGGUAAACACAGGGAUUGCGGAUGCCCAUAAUCUAGCCUGGAAAAUCAGUGCCGUGGAACAGUCAUGGGCGGACGAACGCAUACUCGCCAGCUAUGGUAAUGAGAGGCGCCCCGUAGCCAUUGCCAACGCCCGCCAAAGUGUUAAAAAUCAGGUCAAACUACGCAAUCUUAAGGCUGCAUUGAAAAAUCCACCAAGCAAUUCCGACCCUGUGGACGCUUCCAAGUGGACUGAGUGGAAACGACGGUUGGAAACGGAGCUCCAACAGAAUUCAGAGCAUUUUGACUCGAUAAAUUUACAAAUUGGCUAUGUUUAUGGGCCAGGGGAGUAUUCAGACGAGCCCUGUGACAACUAUACGCCACGGAGUAUCCCUGGAGCUAGGCUCCCCCAUGCGUGGAUCUCUCGUGAUGACGAGAUUAUUUCCGCGCUGGAUCUUGUCGAUGGGAACUCAUUUGUUCUUUUCACGAAAUAUCAAGACUUGUCUCGGGCCCCGGAUGCCGAGAACGUACUGGUACCCAUUCGCACACUUUAUGUGGGUGUCGAUUUCACUCUUCUUGAUGAGUCUUGGCUGGAUGUGAUCGGAAUAUCCGAGGAAGGAUCCAGCCUCCUCGUUCGACCAGAUCAACAUAUUUUAGGAAAAGUGAAAUCUAUUGACGAGGUACAGAGGCUUCUUACAGAAGCCUUGAUAUCGUGA
This is a messenger RNA of Talaromyces rugulosus, 1659 nucleotides long. RefSeq lists its product as uncharacterized. Gene Ontology annotation, molecular function: FAD binding. The transcript is spliced from 2 exons. The record is from RefSeq and is a predicted model, not a curated record. The coding region runs from base 1 to 1659 and encodes 552 amino acids. NCBI's taxonomy places the organism in Eukaryota, Fungi, Ascomycota, Eurotiomycetes, Eurotiales, Trichocomaceae.